This is a messenger RNA of Periophthalmus magnuspinnatus, 4191 nucleotides long. It is a transcript of the gene syn1, whose product is annotated as synapsin I. Bases 374 to 2104 code for a protein of 576 amino acids. The record is from RefSeq and is a predicted model, not a curated record. Lineage: Eukaryota; Metazoa; Chordata; Actinopteri; Gobiiformes; Gobiidae. Gene Ontology annotation, biological process: neurotransmitter secretion. Gene Ontology annotation, molecular function: ATP binding. Gene Ontology annotation, cellular component: synaptic vesicle; synaptic vesicle membrane. The transcript is spliced from 14 exons.
GCGUAAAUGUGACUUGACAAAUGGUCCAGGUUUCCUCCCUCAAGAUGCCUGGGAGUGACGCAGGGCAGACGGAAAAAACUGGGGCUGCUCCGUAAAUGAAAGACCCAGAAACAAUUUGAACUGAAAUGGUCUACAGGCCUCCUGUCCUCUCACCUGUCCUGCCACACACUGGCCUGUCUGUCCACUGUAGCUGGAGGAGUCUUCUGGUCCAGCCGCGUGUGCGCUGAUCCUCGGGGCGGCUCAUUUGGACUCGAUUCCAAGGUGAUCAAUAACCUUCAUAGGAAAGUGCUGUAGGCUUUUUCUUCCGUGUUACUGCCUGGCCACCUCAAAGAAGACUUUUGCACUUGCCAUUCUAUCAUAACAAGUCGCCACCAUGAAUUACCUUCGUCGUCGACUCUCUGAUAGUAAUUUUAUUUCCAACCUGCCCAAUGGCUACAUGACGGACCUACAGCGGCCCGAGCCUCCGCAGCAGACCCCUGCAGUGUCUCCUGGCUCAGAGAGGCGCCAGGUCGGCAGUCAGCCUCAGACUGGGCCAGCCACAGGAGGAGGAUCCACGGGCUUCUUCUCAUCCAUAUCCAAUGCUGUCAAACAAACCACCGCAGCCGCUGCUGCCACCCUGUCAGAGGCUGCAGAUCGGGCUGGCGUCUCCAGCAACGCCAAGAUCCUCCUGGUCAUUGAUGACCAGCAGACUGACUGGGUGAAGGUUUUCAGGGGAAGAAAAGUCCAUGGCGAAUCUGACAUCAAAGUAGAACAGGCCGAAUUUUCUGAAAUCAAUCUUGUCGCGAAUGCAAUGGGUGUUUACAGUGUCACCAUAGAGGCCAUCAGGGGCGGACACAAAGUUAAUAAGACAAUUAAGCCGGAUUUUGUGCUGAUUCGACAACAUGCCUUCAGCAUGGACAAAAAUGGGGACCACCGCAAUAUAGUCAUAGGCUUACAAUACGCCGGGCUGCCAAGUGUCAACUCUGUACACUCUGUUUAUAAUUUUUGUGACAAACCGUGGGUGUUUGCUCAGAUGUCCAAACUCCAUAAGCAGAUGGGUCCAGAGGAGUUUCCGUUAAUAGAGCAGGUUUAUUAUCCCAAUCACAAGGAAAUGAUCUCUUCUCCACAUUUCCCUGUUGUGGUGAAGAUGGGUCAUGCCCACUCAGGAAUGGGAAAGGUCAAAGUUGACAAUCAAUAUGAUUUUCAAGACAUUGCCAGCAUUGUAGCACUAACCAAGACCUAUGCCACAUCUGAACCCUUCAUUGAUGCAAAAUAUGAUGUCAGAAUUCAAAAAAUUGGCAACAAUUACAAAGCAUACAUGAGAACAUCCAUUUCUGGUAACUGGAAAACCAACACCGGCUCUUCGAUGUUGGAGCAGGUGGCUAUGUCAGACAAGUACAAAAUGUGGGUUGACUCAUGUGCAGAUAUAUUUGGAGGCUUAGAUAUUUGUGCAGUUGAAGCUCUACAUGGAAAAGAUGGCAAAGACUAUGUAAUUGAGGUAGAUGACUGUUCAAUGCCACUUAUUGGAGAUCAGCAGGAUGAAGACCGGAUUCAGAUUGCAGAACUUGUGGUUUCAAAGAUGAAUCAGUGUGUCCCACGAAGCUCCUCUACAAAAGCAUCUUCCCCCCAACCAGUCUCACAGGUCAGAGAACCACAGUCACAACAACGUCCUUCUCCUCAAGGUGGUCCUCAGCAGAGCCCACCCUCUCAGCAGCGCCCAUCACCUCAAGGACAGCCUCCGGCCCAGCCUGCUGAGACCAGUCCUUCCAAAACCAGCCCUGGUGUGUCCCAGCAGAGGCCUGUGGGACAGGGGGCUGCUCAGAAACAGGUCUCUGUGCCCCAGCAGCAGAAGCCUGCUCCAGGUGGAGGUGCUGCACAGAGGCCUGCUCAGCCCCCCAGGCAGCAGUCACAGAGUGGUGUGCAACCUAAAGGCCCCGGGCAGCAGCAGCCAGCCCGUCCUGGAGCAGCUCCUACCCAGCAGCCGCGACCCGCCACUCAAGGGCAGGGAGGACGACCCUCAGUGCAACAAAAGCCUCAGCCGCCUCAGAAGCCAAUCCAGGACAGUCCUGUGACAGGCAGCUCUCCACAAAUAAAAAACCCCAGUGCCACCAGCAGCCAGCCGUAACCAGGAGGAGGAGAAGGCUGAGACCAUUCGCAAUCUACGCAAGUCCUUCGCCAGUCUAUUCUCAGACUGAGACUUCAUGAACCCAACUUCAAUUAUAAUCAGAUGAAAAGAUGGACAAACUACAAAAAGGUGGAUUCCAGCAAACCAGGGCCAUCUUUAAAUGUACUGCCAAAAAAUACAUAUUUCAAUUUGUUCCUAAAUUAAGUUGAAGAUGUAGUAAAUAUAGAAACUUAUCUAACAUUCCUCGCAUCACUUUAAGAAAGUCACUCACCAUUAUUUGAAAGUAGGUUCACACAUGCCACACAACCAUAUAUAUGCAUGACUUGUCACUACUGCCCCCUAUUGUUAGUCCUGUGACACCAUUGUGACCUUAAUUAAGUUUCCAUUUUAAAAAUAGUGCAUUUGAAUGUUCAACCAAUGCUUGAUAUGUUUCAGCUUUUCAGCAAUGAUGUUGUAACUGCAUGUUGACCAGAGGCAAAUUACCAAACUUCCCAACAUGGCUGCUUGUAACUGUGUUGUCACAUGUACUUAAAUCAGUAGUAGCUUAGUAAUAGAUGUUGUAAGAGUGUUGUUGCUGCCUUCUUCUAUGUCCCUCAUGUUCUCCAUCCUUCCAAACGCAUGCCUUACAUGGACAAAGAAGUCAACUGGAGUUGUCUCAGGGAAGUCAACUAGAUUGUGAUACUUAUAUGGGUGAGGGUCUUCCAGUGCAGUGGUCAUUGUAAGACUACUUAAUAAUAACAAUAAUGCAGCCGAUUUUUGUGUCUAUUAUUGCAUUAGUAUGAAGACACGUUUGCACAGUGAAUAUUGCUGAUACUUGAACACAAACGAUUAUAGCAAAUCAUCUUUCUGUGAUCCUCCAAUGGACACUGUUGCUAUUGUGACAUAGGUGGCAUGGGUUAAUUACGGUACCAUUACCAUUAGCAGUUUGUAAAUCCCUUAGUUUCGAAGCAGUGUAGUAAUAUUUCAAAAGACAGUAAGCCUACAUGAUGGUUGGACGUGAUGUCUUGUUAGAUUUUUUUUUUAAAGAUAAUUUUAAGAUAUGUUGUUUAUUGUGAAACUAACAAAGUUCCACUUGCAGUUUAAUUUUUCAAAAGACAAGGCUCAAUACAUAGAGACUAUACUCCAAAAUUUGUCAGUGUAUUUUCCAAAAUGUAUACAGCCAAGGAAUGUAAUGAAUCACUCAUCUAUAGAUAUGACGUAAUAAUAAGGCUAUGGGAUGUCAGCUUGAUGCAUUAGCAGUCAUUUUGGCAUAUGCCGUGUAAGUUUUUUGCACUGAACACAUAGUUCUGUUUCCAAGCACCAAAAAUGUCUUCCAAAAAGUGCUUUCUGUUUGAAAGUUGAUGGCAAUAUCAUGCUUUUAUAGUGAAGACCCGAUAGCCAUAAGGUUAUACAGUCCUUGCAGAGUUCUUCAUGCUGCCUGUGUUUCUCAGUACAGGUUGUGUAGCCACAGUGACCCCUAGUGCUCAAUGGUGUGAAUGUCGUGUAACAGGUCAAAUAAAAUGAGUAAAUAUAUCUUGGGAGUUAUGCAAACUGUCACUUGCUGCUAUCUGUGAUGUUUUGUGAAUUUAGUAUAAGGUCAUGUGUCUGUUUUUAUUAUUAUCUUUUUUUAUUCUUUUUUAUGAGUACAUUUUUAUUGAAUGUAUUUGUUGAGACUCCUAGGUUAUUUGGAAAAAAAACUCGCUAAUGUCAAAGUGGUUGUCCUUUAUGGUUAAGAUUGUCCAUGAUGCCUCUGAUUGUGAAACUGUGAAAGAAAACUAUUGUUAUUGAUUUAAUAUUAUAUUUUUGCAUUGUUUUAGCUGAAUGUAUUUUUGUCUUUGCCUUUUAGUUUAUAAACGUUAAAGUGUGAAAGUUGGAAAUAAUUACAUACUUGCCACUUCUGAGAAUAUAAGUCCAUUUUAUUGUAAACAUACACAGUCUGUGCAAGAAUUAAAAGUUGAGAAUCGUGUGAAUCAUAAAACAAAUGAUGGUGUAUUUAUAAUUUAAAUGUAAAGACCUAUUGGUGUUAUAUGCAAUGUAGCUCUAUAAUGUACAAAACAGGCACAUAUCUAAUAAAGUCUAUAAAAGUGGUUGUUUAAGAUUUGAAAUGC